This is a messenger RNA of Bombina bombina (fire-bellied toad), 4871 nucleotides long. Its product is annotated as cytochrome P450 2C23. Gene Ontology annotation, molecular function: oxidoreductase activity, acting on paired donors, with incorporation or reduction of molecular oxygen, reduced flavin or flavoprotein as one donor, and incorporation of one atom of oxygen; heme binding; iron ion binding. Gene Ontology annotation, cellular component: cytoplasm; intracellular membrane-bounded organelle. The transcript has 10 exons. The record is from RefSeq and is a predicted model, not a curated record. Bases 57 to 1541 code for a protein of 494 amino acids. Gene Ontology annotation, biological process: xenobiotic metabolic process. NCBI's taxonomy places the organism in Eukaryota, Metazoa, Chordata, Amphibia, Anura, Bombinatoridae.
ACACAGGAAAACAAACAGAACUGCACAGACUGGGAAAGGGAGUUUAUAACUUCACAAUGGAUCUCUCAGGAACUGGAACAUUAUUUUUGAUCUUCUGCCUUACUUUUCUGAUAUUUUAUAUAAUGCGGAUAAGGAACAAAAAGCUGCAGGGAAUGCCACCUGGGCACAAGCCGCUGCCUCUACUGGGGAACAUAUUACAGCUUGAUAUGCAAGAACUGCCACAGUCAUUAUCAAAGCUUGCAAAGGAAUAUGGAUCUGUGUUCACUGUCUAUUUGGGGCCAAGACCAACUGUUAUCUUGUUUGGUUAUGAUGCAGUCAAGGAAGCUCUUGUAGACAACGCAGACAUUUUUGGCGAUAGAGGAAAAGCAAUUGCUGCAAAGAUUCUGUUUAAGGAUUACGGAAUCGUUCUCAGUAAUGGCGAAAGAUGGAAACAGCUCAGGCGAUUUUCUCUCACCACAAUGAGAAAUUUUGGGAUGGGAAAGAGAAGCGUAGAGGAGAGAAUCCAAGAGGAAGCGCGGUUUCUUGCAAAUGAAUUUAGGAAGAAAAAAGAUUCUCCUUUUGACCCCACCUAUCUUCUUUCCUUGGCCGUUUCUAAUAUAAUCUGCUCUAUCGUGUUUGGUGAGCGUUUUGAAUAUGAAGAUGAGAAGUUUUUGGGUCUUCUGUCCUUGUUGAAGGAAAUCUUUCAGGUCGUAACCUCAUUUACAGGCCAGAUGCUCAAUAUAUUUCCUAAGCAGCUUCAAUACAUCCCUGGACCUCACCAAAAAAUGUUCAGGAACCUUAGGCGCCUGAAAAGCUUUGUGAUGGACAAAGUGAAAGAGCAUAAGGAAACUUUGGAUGAAAACUGUCCAAGGGAUUAUAUAGACUGUUUUCUAACAAAAAUGAUGGAGGAGAAGGACAACCUCAACACAGAAUUUCACCAUGAAAAUCUCUUUAUUAGCGUAAUUAAUCUGUUUUUUGCCGGAACAGAAACCACAAGUAUGACUUUACGACACAGUCUGCUCAUUCUUCUCAAGUAUCCAGACAUUAGACAAAAUAUCCAAGAGGAGAUUGACCGGGUUAUUGGACAAGAUCGAUCUCCUUCAGUUGAGGAUAGGUCUAAAAUGCCAUACACAGAUGCAGUUAUACAUGAAAUCCAGAGAUUUGCUGAUAUUACUCCCCUAGGACUCCCACAUGCCGUGUCUCAGACAACCACAUUUAGAGGCUAUACAAUACCCGAGGGAACAACGGUGAUCCCUCUAUUGACAUCUGUGUUGAAGGAUCCUAAACAUUUUAAGAAUCCAAACACUUUUGACCCAGGGCACUUUCUUGAUGAGAGCGGCUGCUUGAAGAAGAAUGAAGCCUUCAUGCCAUUUUCUGCAGGGAAGCGGAUUUGCCUGGGUGAAGGCAUGGCUCGUAUGGAGUUAUUCCUCUUUUUAACCUCCAUUCUGCAAAGGUUCAACCUAAAAUCAGAAGAUGACCCACAGAGCAUUGAUAUCUCUCCUCAACCCAAAAGCAACAGCGCCGUCCCCCGUCUCUACAAAUUGAACAUGCUGGAACGUUAAUCCUGACCUUCUCUUGAAAUUAUCUUGGUAUUUGCUGCUGUUUAUAAUGUGUGUCUACCAACUUAAGACUUGAACUUAAUUGAGCUAGAGUUAAGCGAAGAUAGUUGAUAGAGCAGCAUUACAUUUCUGGGAGCUAGCUGAGCACAUUAGGUCAGCCAAUGACAAGUGGCAUAUAUGUGCAGCCGGCUAUCAACACCUAGCUCCCAGUAGUGCAUUGCGGAUCCUGAGCCUACCUAUGUAUGUUUUUCAACACAGGAUACCACAAAAAGCAAAUUAGAUAAUAGAAGUAAAUAGAAAUAUUGUUUAAAAUUGAAUGCUCUUUUUGAAUAAUGGAACUUUAAUUUUGAUUUUACUGUCCCUUUAAGAAACACUAGAUAAGAAAUAACCAGUUAUGUCAUGGUAGCACGUUAGAAAUUACUUACAUUUUCUAAAAAUAUAAAAAAUAAAUGACUGAAAAUAUGCAAAAGUGUUCUCUAAAUUUCUUUACCUAAUAUUGACAUUGAAAGAGGCCUUUCUAUUGCAUCAAUCUGUGAGACUUAAACCUGUGAUUUGUCAGAUGACUUGUGUAUAAAAGGACAUCCUCUUUAUGAUUAAUUGUAGACAUUAACGACUGCCUAAGGCCUCACUCAUGAUGGGGCCUCGCAGAGGGGCGUAGAAUAAAUAUUCUUUGUUUUCUUUUUCUGCCCCUGGAAUGUUAAUAAUUUUUGGUAAUAUAGUGGCCCUGUCCAUUAACAUUCACCUGGCACAGCUGGAUAUUCUAAAGUGCACAGACUCUUUCACAACUGCAAGUUUUCUGGAUGUCCUCAUUUCGGUCCAUCCUCUCCCUGCAACCUGUCAGUGCUGUCAGCUUCAGCAUACUCAGGACGCAGAGGAGACACAGGCAGCAAUAAACAUGUAGAAGGGAAAGGGGAACAGCAUUUUAAUCAUUUAACCCCUCCUAUUUCCCUUUCUCUUUUCCUUGCAUUAUUAUUGAGAGAUUUGGUAAAAUGGAAGACCAAAACAUAAAUUAUCUAAAAUUCUAGAGGGGCCUCUGCUGUAGAUCUAAUGUAGUGCACUCAAUAACACAAGGAUUAUUACUUAAAGGGACAUUCUACAACUUAGUUAUCUUAAAGUCUUUACCUUAGGUUAGGUUGCACCCCUUUCUAUAUCAUGCAGCAGGAAUGAUAAAAAAGUUAUUUUAAAAUUAUUAUUGUUUCUGGCCACUUUGAAAUGGCUGUCAAGCUUGCCCUCUAAUGAUAUCACAAUCUAGGGCUUCAUAUGGCGUCCAAUCACAAAAGUCUCACUAGUUGGAUUCAACAGACUGCCAAUGCUAUUCAGCAGAGUGCCUAGAUGCUGCCCAGAUUGUGAUGUCAUCAGUGGGUAGAGCUUGACAGCCAUUUCAAUGUGGCAAGAAACAAUAUUAAUUUUAAAAUAACUGUUUUACUGUUCCUGCUGUAUGAUAUAGAAAGGAGUACAGGAGGCUAUUUGCAGCUUAAAGGGACACUGAACCCAAAUUUUUUCUUUCGUGAUACAGAUAGAACAGGCAAUUUUAAGCAACUUUCUGAUUUACUCCUAUUAUAAAUUUUUCUUCGUUCUCUUGCUAUCUUUAUUUGAAAAAGAAGGCAUCUAAGCUUUUUUUUGGUUCAAGACUCUGGAUAGCACUUUAUAAUUGGUGGAUGAAUUUAUCCACCAAUCAGCAAGGACAACCCAGGUUGUUCACAAAAAAUGGGCCGGCAUCUAAACUUACAUUCUUGCAUUUCAAAUAAAGAUACCAAGAGAAUGAAGAAAAUUUGAUAAUAGGAGUAAAUUAGAAAGUUGCUUAAAAUGUCAUGCUCUAUCUGAAUCACGAAAGAAGAAAUGUGGGUUAAGUGUCCCUUAAAUCUAAUGUAAGACUUUAAGAUGACAAAGGUGUAGACUGUCCCUUUAAAGGGACACUGUAGUCAAAAAACAAAGUUAGAUAUUUGAAAAAAACAAUGAUUUAAUUAGCAUUUUUGCAAUAUAAAAAAGUUGUUAAAAUUGAGAGUGAACUUGCCUGUGUUGUCAUUCCCUGUUAUCAGCUGUAUAAUACACAGUAUUGUUCCUUCCCCACACACCUCACUAUUUAGCUGAUUCCUACCUAUCAUUGGCUGUAACAGUACUAGCUGUAGACAGUAUAUAGUGUACACCUGACAUCACAAUCUUGGAUAAUUCUUUUUGUACUUUUCCAUGCUUAGUACGGAAUACAAAUUGGAUCACAAAUUUGCUUGCCACAACUAAUUGAUAAUUACGACUUUAUCCUAUUACUAACUGAUAUGCAAGCUUCAGAUCAUAGCCCAUGAUCCUGGAUAUAAUUUAUGACGCAGCACCCGGAUGUACACUUGUGAUGCGUGAAGAGCUGAGAACGUUCUUAUCUUUUCCUCAAGAAUGUAUUGGAGGGGAUGUAACAGGAUUUCAUUAACCCUGUGAUAACCUGUGCUUGUAAAUGUAAUUUUUAUUUAACAAUGCAUAACUUUGCAAAUAAACUUUGUUUAUAGCAUGCUUGUCUCACUAAAAGCUGCUAUGUAAAUGUUAGUUUGCAUAUUAACAUUGCUAUAAAAUGUUUGAUUAAAAACUAUACUAACAGUAAGAAAUACAUUCUUUCAGAAAGACACUUAUAACUUACUAUAAAUUAAAGAUAUCUUUUAAAUCUUUCAUAUACAACUCCUAUAGAUAAAGGAGUAUAACCUUACAUAUAUAACAUGUUUAUAAAGGAUGUAUAUAAAUCUUUCAUAUGCUUAUCCUGCAAUAUUCAAAUAUAUGUUUUAAUAAAGUUCUUUAACAAUAUAUAAGAUUUAUAACUAUGUUUAGUGGAAUUAAAACAGUAACAAAUGAUGUUAUAUGAUUUUCUGUACUGAAACUAAAAUGGAGGAUUGUUUAACCUUGUAUUAGAAAAUCCUAAGAUGGAUGCUCAUUGCAAUAAUUACAAGUGCAUAUGUCUAAACUCUUGUAUAAAAGAUUUUCAAGGCCACGUUGUUGACAUACAAAACUGUUGAUAGGAAAAGCUAGACAAGUUUUGUUGAUGUUAUAAUGAUGCUAAAAAUACAUAUAAAAAGAAAACAAUAAAUGACAACGUCAUCCAAAUAAAAAAAACUAUAAAUACACCUUGUUGUAAACAUGAGGCAGGUGACUCUGACAGGAUAUUAUAGAGCAUCUCUAAGGAUAAGAUUUGGUUGCAAAGAUGUCAUUUCGAGUAGUAUGUAAACAAUUGUUAUUGAAAGCAAGUUUAUUUGAUAGUCUUUUAACUCUGUGUGUAUUUUGGAUCUAAAUGAUUUUAAUUUUAUAUUACUUCUGUAAGCUGAUUUUUCUGUAUAAUAAAAAUUUAUUUUUAAACAA